AUGAUGCACGCUCCGAACCUCAGUCGCGACGAGAUUUUGUCUGGUCGCGGCUACCAAGGCCCUCCUCUAGGCAACGAUCCAUAUGCUGCCGCAGCCAGCAGAACUGCUGUCCCUAUUCAGAAUUCUCCACCAUUGUCGCAAGGCUCGACCGACAACAGCCUCUCCAGUCGCGCUCGCUCCCAGCGCUCACCCAGCGCAACCAACAGCCACCUUUCCUCCUCGAGCUCAGUCAGCGGCGGUCCUGGUGUCUACUCGCCAGCCAAUAGCGACUUCAGAUCAUCUGUCAAGUCCAACAACCAGGAGGCCGCAUUGGCUCACCAUUACUCGGUCCUGAAGGUCUACCUUGCGCCAUACCUGAGAGACGAGCAGNGAAACACACGUCCCACUCGGGCANGGGACAAGUUGCUCCGUCUGUCGCCUACGCAAUUCAAUGAGCUGAGUACCGACGUCUUCGACGAGCUGCAGAGACGUGAGGACGAUCGUCGACGACCAGGAGGCGUUGUGCCCCCAUCUCUCCCACCCAGAAACAUUUUUCACCCCAAACGGAACCAAGCACGCCAGAAAUUGUCGACUCUCNCCNCCGAGAGAUUCCGCCAACUCGCGACUGAUGUAUUCUUCGAACUGGGAAGCCGAAUGCCCGCUCUUUUAGGCGCCGAUGGGGAUAGACCUACCAGUCCUACAGGCAGUAUAGCGAGCAGAACCAGCGCGAGAACAUCUAGCCGACAGGGACAGGGCCCUCCAUACGCCAUGCGCCGUCCGUCGGGCCAACAAAAUGGCAUGCGCGGGCCUCCUCCACCUGGUAUCAGGCCUGGGCCGCCCAGCAACGGUCCCUAUUCGCCAUAUUCACCCUCCGACGAAAGCAUGCCUCCUCCACGUACCGAUUCUCGUGGUGGCCCUAUAAGCCCGAACAGCAGUUUCGGAAGGCCACUUCCCCAGACAUUCCAAAGCAACACUAUGGUGCCCAAUAAAAGCACCAUGGUGGAAGACGAUGAGACCGACGAUGAUGAUGAUGAGACAUAUGGUUUGGGGCAAGUGUCGGGUACCAGCCAAAGAGAUGCCGAAACAAUGAAAGCCUUUGAACUUCAGGUGUCAGAGCUCGAGGCCAAGAUUGCGGACCUGGAAGCGAAGCUACACGACAAGGAUACAGAAAUCGAAACGCACAAACGGGGCCACAGCAAAGACAAAGACGAAUGGUCACAAAUACGAGAAGAGCUCGACAUGAAGAUAGCAGAUUCUCAGAAGACGCUAGACACAUUACAUGCCGAACUCGAGCACUCUAGAGCAGAUCGAGACCAAUCUGAGUCUGAUUUGCGUGCCCGUACAGAACAAGCGGUGUCAGAUCUGCACCUUGAGCUGGACGAGAUCAGGAAGGAGAAUGACAUGCUUCGAGCCAAUGCUCCUUCGUCCAAAUCGAUGGAGGACGACAGCGACUGGCAGCAUCGCUACGAAGAGCUAGAGCAAGAGCUUGCGCAGCAACAAAGGAUCACAGACGAGGUACGCCGCAAUGCCGAACAGCACCUGCAGGAAAUGCGCCUGUUGUCAGAGCAAAGCGAAUCGGCCUUGGAGAAGGAGGAACAACUGCAGUCUCGCAUUGCAUCGUUGGAAGCAGAAAACGAGCAGUGGAAGGUCCGCUAUGCCAAGACCAGGACACAGUUGAGGACACUAAAAGCAUCCUCAACUGGCCUCUCGAUCCAACACAUGGCUCCUGGAGCACUGUCUUCCAAGCAUGAGCAUAUCAAGCCGAACGGAUUGGUAAAAGAUAUGGAUGUGACAAACUUCCAAAUCUCAAUCGACGAACUACUACAAGCAGCCCGCAAUAUGUCAUCUGCGCCACACUCAGCACUCGACAAGGCCAAGGACGUUGUCCAAAGCGUGCGAAACAUGACAUCUGGCGUCGAGGGCUCCUUCUCGAACCUCAACUCUCCUCACUCUUCGACAACCCAUCUCUCACAAAGCACCGUGGGCCCGACCCCAGAGACGCUCAAGAUUCGCGUGUCUCGUGACGCAAACAACCUUGUCUCAGUAACUCGCAACCACGCAGCGGCCAACGGACUUGCACCUAUAUCACUUGUCGACGCAGCAGCCAGCAAUCUUACCACAUCGGUGGUUGAGUUUGUGAAAAUCGUUGGUGUACGCGACACCCACAACGAGAGCGACGACGAUGACUCUUCUGUGAAUGGUGAAGACAUUGAGAUUGAAGAGAUUGCACCACUGUCAAUGUCGGGCAACAAGCCAGUACUUGUAAAGACACCUGUGGCGCCCCAAAAGCAACAGGCGGGUACUGGGUGGUUCUCGAUGCUUAAGGGAGCAAAGAGCGACCACAGCGACGAUGAAGACGAAUACGACUACAGCUAG
Messenger RNA from Aureobasidium vineae, 2355 nucleotides. NCBI's taxonomy places the organism in Eukaryota, Fungi, Ascomycota, Dothideomycetes, Dothideales, Saccotheciaceae. The record is from the annotation of a GenBank genome assembly.